Aspergillus luchuensis is the source of this 1008-nucleotide messenger RNA. RefSeq lists its product as uncharacterized. The coding region runs from base 1 to 1008 and encodes 335 amino acids. Gene Ontology annotation, biological process: carbohydrate transport; transmembrane transport. The record is from RefSeq and is a predicted model, not a curated record. The transcript has a single exon. Lineage: Eukaryota; Fungi; Ascomycota; Eurotiomycetes; Eurotiales; Aspergillaceae. Gene Ontology annotation, molecular function: carbohydrate:proton symporter activity. Gene Ontology annotation, cellular component: membrane.
AUGUCAAGCCCCACAGGAGCCUGGCUGGGAUUUAUCACCAUUGUGUACUGGAUAGGACUGCUUCUAGCUUACACCGUUGCUCCGUAUAUAUCCGACCGGUUUGGGCGAAAGAUAGGUCUAUAUAUCGGGCUUCUAUUCGUGACUGCCGGAGCAAUACUACAAGGACUCUCGCCGAAUUCGACCGGCUGGAUUGUUGGACGUGGUCUGGCAGGGUGUGCAGCCUGCUUUUGGAGUUGUAAUGCUCCAGUACUCAUCAGCGAGAUCGCAUACCCGUCGCAUCGAGCAACCGUUAGCUCCUUCUAUCAAUGUGGUUAUUAUGUCGGAAGUACCCUCGCUGCUUGGAUUAUCUACGGCAUGCUGGGUAACUCUUCCUCAUCGAGCUGGCAAAUUCCCUCGCUCCUGCAACUUAUUCUACCACUUUGUGCACUGCCUGGUCUCCUGCUCUGUCCAGAGAGUCCUCAGUGGCUCCUAUCGCAGGGACGAGCUGAGGAGGCCCACGCACUUCUUACAAAGUGGCAUGCUGGGGGUGAUAGGAACAACCCACUUGUCUCUCAGCAAAUGCAGGAGAUUCAGGCUGCUCUCAAGAUUGAGACCGAAUCUGUACAACACACAAGCUACCUCGAUAUGCUGAAGACAAAGGCCAAUCGUCGCCUUCUCAUAAUCACCCUAUCCAUAGCCCUGUUCAGCCAAUGGGGUGGAAAUGGGGUUGUCUCGUUUUAUCUUACAGAGGUCCUCAAAGCCGUCGGCAUCACCAAGUCAAGCGAGCAACUUAUCAUUACAGCUUGCCUUCAGAUAUGGAAUCUUAUCUGCGGAAUUAGCGCGGCUCUCCUGGUGGACCUAGUGGGCAAGCGUUCUCUGUUUCACUCAUCGGCAAUCAUCAUGACCAUCAGCUAUAUUAUGAUAACAGCAUUCACGGCGAGCUUUGAAGAACAUCAUGAACGCUCGGUGGGAACUGCUGUGAUUCCAUUUCUGUUCAUUUAUUUUGCUGGUUACGGCAUUGCCCUGUAA